Molecule: messenger RNA, 774 nt
Organism: Talaromyces marneffei
Lineage: Eukaryota; Fungi; Ascomycota; Eurotiomycetes; Eurotiales; Trichocomaceae
Exons: 1
Coding region: 1-774 (257 amino acids)
Biological process (GO): proteolysis
Molecular function (GO): glutamic-type endopeptidase activity
Source: RefSeq, a predicted model, not a curated record
AUGAAGUUCACUGUUACUACCGUUGCUCUCUUCGCAGUAGGUGCAUUCGCUGAGUCCUCAGGACACGGCCUUGCUGCUCGUGUCGCUGGACGUAACCGUCUGUCGCACCCCAAGCAGACCAACAACACCAACACUGACUAUUCCUCCAACUGGUCCGGCGCCGUGUUGACAUCGCCUCCAUCAGGCACCACUUUUACUUCUGUGUCUGCUCAGUUCACCGUCCCGACACCUCAAGCCGUGAAUGGUAAAGCAGGCUCAUCCUCUGCCUGGGUCGGUAUUGACGGCGACACCUAUACCGCUGCCAUUCUCCAGACCGGCAUUGACUUUAGCGUCGAUUCCAGCGGUGCUGCUUCCUUUGACGCCUGGUACGAAUGGUUCCCCGAUUAUGCCUAUGACUUUUCGGGCAUCGACAUUAACGCCGGAGACACCAUUGCUGUUUCCGUUGUGGCCAACUCCAACACUUCUGGAACCGCCACCAUCGAGAACUUGAGUACUGCCCAAACCGUUUAUCAAGAUUUGACCGCACCUGACUCCUCCUCUGCUCUUGGAGGUCAGAAUGCCGAGUGGAUUGUUGAGGAUUACGAAUCCGGUGGUAGCUUGGUUACCCUUGACAAUUUUGGAACUGUCACCUUCACUUCAGCCUCGGCUGGUCUUUCCAACGGCGAAUCUGUUGGUACUGAUGGAGCCGAUUUGAUUGAUCUGGAGCAAAAUAGGCGGGUUUUGACCUCUGUUUCAGUCCCAAGCUCGUCCGAAGUCGUUGUUACGUAUGUUUAA